Seriola dumerili (greater amberjack) is the source of this 4157-nucleotide messenger RNA. RefSeq names its product smoothelin (gene smtnb). Gene Ontology annotation, molecular function: protein binding. The record is from RefSeq and is a predicted model, not a curated record. Gene Ontology annotation, biological process: actin cytoskeleton organization. Gene Ontology annotation, cellular component: filamentous actin; microtubule organizing center. NCBI's taxonomy places the organism in Eukaryota, Metazoa, Chordata, Actinopteri, Carangiformes, Carangidae. The transcript has 21 exons. The coding region runs from base 297 to 3476 and encodes 1059 amino acids.
AGCGUGCGGGCCUGUUUGUGCUUUCAUUACAACUCAAGAGACGACAAAAAGAGGACCGAAAUAUGCCCUCCGUAAGCGGGACACGAGUGUAUUUUCGUUGACUCAGAAGAACUUUGUGACUUUGACUCCGCUGAAGACUGAGACUGCAGUGAAAAAAAAAAGAAAGAAAAAAGACACAACAAAAACAGCUUACAAGUCGUGCAGGUGGUACACGUUGUUGACCGGCGGACCAGAUCACAGCAAGACUCACCCUCCGGACCUUCUCGUCUCACCUGAGCCUGCCUACAAAGAUUAAAAUGUCUGUGGAAAGUUAUUCUGCGCUGGACGAGUCCUCUCUCCGAGCCUUGCUGGAUGGAACCGUGGAUCUGGACGAGAGACGCCUCAUCCGUUCAGCCAUCCGGGAGUUGAGGAGGAGGGAGAUUGAGGACAUGGAGGCCGCUCUGGCCAGCAAGAGAUUUCGACCCACACGCCUCAAGCAGCAGGAGGACAAGGAGAACCAGCACAGAUCAGAAUCCGGCGAUAACUUGGACGUCCUGUCACGAAAACUGCAAUCAAUCCAGGAUAUCGAUGAGCUCACGAAAAUGCUCCGCGCCGCCAGCGAGUAUGAGGAGAGGAAAAUGAUCAGAGCAGCCAUCCGACAAAUCCGAGAAGAACAGCAGCAAGCGACUGUGGAGAGGGUAAAAGCCCCUGGGCGCCGCCCGGAUCCUGAGUGUGUGGAUCCCCAGAGCAGCAUGGGAACUGGAGAGACAGAGCGGGAGAGUCAUAGUGAACGAGAGCGUGUCAGAUCUCAGAUCCGGGAGUUACACGGCCAGCAGACACAACAAAGCAGAGAGUUGCAGAGAAUAGGCUCCAACUCAGGCAUGGUGUUGGUUCUCGAUCACCUGGUGAAGGACGAUGGCUCUGGGCCUCUGCUGAUCCAGCCUCAGAGAGAGGCUGUGACCACAGAGCCUGACCUGGUCCUGUCACACCGUCAAAGGUCAGACUCCUCAGCUUCAGACCGCAGUGUGAGCUCGGUGCUUUCCAAGUCCAAUCUUGAUUCUGUGGCCUCGGAGAAGACUCUGGGCUCAGCCUACAGAGCCCGGCUAGACUCUGGUGCCUCAGACAGGAGCCAGAGUUCCUCCCAGCGGGGUCGGCUAGGCUCUGGGGCAUCAGAGCGAAGCGUCAGCUCCCAGUCCUAUAUCAGACAGAGACUGGGCUCAGAUGUCUCCGACUCUGGCGUCAGACCCCGUUUGGGCUCUGGGGCUUCAGAUAGUGUCGGUCUUUUGUCAAGGAAACGGACUGACUCGGUGACAUCUGACCAGAGCGUGAGUAUGUCCUCUGAGGAGAGGGGUCCAGGGGAGGAAGUGGAGAUAGCAACGAGUGGUUCAACUUACAGCACAGAUUCAGAAACCGAGAGCAGAAGCCAAGGUCCAGCCAGCCUCCAGGCUCAGGCUAACCAGGAUCACAUCGUUGACCAGGAGCAGCCUGAUGGAGCCAUUUUAUCUCGCAGUGAUCCUACAGAUGUUCAGCUCAGUGGCAGCACCAAGGGAAAAACUGACUUCCAGAAACAAAAGAUAACAGUUAACAGGGAUCUUCCCUUCACCCGUGACAAAGCAAAGGACUCUGCACCUGAGAAGAAAAAUGCUGUGUCGGAACAAUUCAACUGCACCAACUCUGUGCGUGACAGAAUGCGCAAGUUCACAGAGCCCAGCCCGAGCCCAAAUGUCACAGCUUUGAAGAAAGCUCCUCUGAGGAAUGGGACAACCCCCGGCAGCAGUGGCCACACAAAUUUCUCCAGAGCUACUGAGCUGUUUACACACACAGCAGCAUCACUCACAACAUCUGGAGACUCCACAUCUCACACCUCUGCCGCAUCUCAGAGUCAGGCCACACCUCAGCCAAGAGGUGGGGCUAACAAACCUCUGUCAUCAACUAGCCAAUCGCAGAACUCCAAGGGCAGGACGAGACAACCAGCUGAAAAAGAUGUGCACGCCUUCAGUAACUCAAAGGAAGACAGGACCCCAGGGAGAGCAGCUGCACAGCAGGUCACCCAGGGAGAGGCAGACCCGGACAUGAAGACUUUCCUCACCAUUGAGAUCAAGGAUGGGCGAGCCACGACCUCCUCUACAUCCUCAUCUAGGGGCAACAUCGUCCCCAUCACGACCAUCACCCCACGCAUCACCCCUAAUGCUCUGGGGCAAAGAGCAGAGUUGACCCUCGGCCUAAGAGCAACGCCAUUCAAAAUCUCCUCAUCCAGCUUCUCCUCUGGAUCCUCCAUAAAGAUGGAGACAGAGCCCGUUAUGGCCUCUGAGCCAGUGUUUUCAGCUGGACCGUCUGUCCAGGUGGCGUGUCAAGUCCCAGCCAUCCCCAACGGCUCCAGCAUUGAAGCUAAACCCGGCGAGCGCUCCGGAAAACUGACUGCGGAACAGCUGGCUGCCAUCGAGGACGAAGAGCUCCUUGACAAAAUGCUCGAUGAGUCAAAAGACUUUGAGGAGAGGAAGAUGAUCCGUGCAGCCAUGAGAGACCUUCGCAAGAGAAAGAGAGAGGUCAUGCUGGGAUGUACUCAGGAGGAAAUAGACCAGAGAGAAAAGGAGCGGGAGACCCGCCUGCAGGAGCUCCGGCAGCAGAGAGAGGAGCGUUCACAGAAAGGUCGCGCUGGGGUGGGAGCAGGAGAAGUGGUAAUGAGGAAAGUGGAGAAGUCAGGAGAUGGCUCCACCCUCAGUCAAGUCACAAAGACCGACCGCUUCGCCCAGUCUGAUGAUGGGAGCAGAUCAACACGCAGCACUGUCGUUGAGGCCAGUUAUGUGCAGAAAACAGACAGAGGGACAGUCCAGUCAAAAUCAUACAGCUACACCUCUUCCAGUUCCUCCUCCUCUUCUAACACAAGCAAAAAAGUGGGCAGCGUCUUUGAUCGCGAGGAUGACACAUCAACUCGCAGCGGCAAUGGAGGGUCGGAGCGAAGGCAGGCGGAGAGGCGCAAGGAGCUGAUGAGGGCUCAGACUCUGCCAAAGACCUCUGCCAUGCAGGCCCGCAAAGCCAUGAUAGAGAAGCUGGAGAAGGAGGGAGGCGGCCCUGGUAAUCAGGCGGUCGCCAAGGUAAACAAGGUGCAGCGCUCCACCAGCUUUGGUGUACCCAACGCAAACUCCAUCAAGCAGAUGCUGCUUGACUGGUGCCGUGCCAAGACCCGCUCAUAUGAGCAUGUGGAUAUUCAGAAUUUUUCAUCCAGUUGGAGCAAUGGCAUGGCGUUUUGUGCCCUGGUGCACAAUUUCUUCCCUGAUGCCUUUGACUACAACUCCCUGAGCCCCAGCAACCGCAGGCAAAACUUUGAGGUGGCCUUCACCACUGCAGAGAAACUAGUGGACUGUCCCCAGCUGUUGGAUGUGGACGACAUGGUGAAGAUGCGCGAGCCAGAUUGGAAGUGUGUGUACACGUAUCUGCAGGAGUUCUACAGGGGCCUGGUGACGAAGGGCCUGGUUAAAACCAAAAACUCCUCCUAGAGUCGCGCCCGACCUAAAACUGAACCCAUGGACACACGCCAACUGCAUGCCUUUGCUGGAAGUGGAGGACAUGAUGAUCAUGGGUAACAAACCCGACUCCAAAUGUGUCUUCACCUACGUACAGUCUCUGGUCAACCACCUGCGCAGAUACGAGAUGUCCAUGGGUCGGCCCUCUGACCUCUGACCUGUGCUCAGUGAGCGCUCAACCUCCAUGUGCACCCCCUUCCCCUUCUUACCUUCACCAGCCCUGACCCUUCCCCCAGCUCCAUCGUCACCUGAUGACUGCCUCCGCUCUGAUAGGCUUGGUCACAGACUCGCACAUCUCCGAUGGACAAGUUGGGGAUAACGUGUGUUUGUGUGUGUGAUUGUGUAUGUGUUUGUGUGUCAGUUUAUCUGUGUCGGCAGUGGUGAUGUGUAUUCAUUAUUUCAGUUCUCUUCGGGACACACAUUGUUAACUCAGAGUCCACCUUUCUCCAGCAAGAGAGCACCAAAGUUUUUAUAAGACUACCUUUUAAGCUUUAAAAUUUUACAUACUUUUUGUACUCAGCUUUGUAUCAGGUAAUAUUUAACAUACAGUAGCUGUGUCAGUACACUAGUGUACUGCAAAACGAGAAAAAAGAGAAAAAAAUGUAUUAAUUCAUAUUAUAUAUUAUAUAUGAUAUAUAUUUAUUAUAUAUCAUA